Molecule: messenger RNA, 483 nt
Organism: Helobdella robusta
Lineage: Eukaryota; Metazoa; Annelida; Clitellata; Rhynchobdellida; Glossiphoniidae
Exons: 4
Coding region: 1-483 (160 amino acids)
Source: RefSeq, a predicted model, not a curated record
AUGUGCGUCUUUUUCACAUUUCGUCGUAAAAUAAUCACAUUGGUCGAUAGAGAUUGCGAUAAACACCCAGAAAAACAGUGGCCCCUCUAUUUGGCCUGUUUGGUGGCCACGGAGGACAUGGAGAACACAAGAGCAGAAGUUGGGACCAUGCGCCUGGCCAGUUGCCUCAAGCACUGCAUCAGUCUGAAGCAAUGUAACAUUGUUGAUUACGACAUUGGUACCAAUCCACCAUGCUGGGUGCAAACGCAGGAAGGACCCGUCAGGAAAGAGACCUUGAAAUCUCACAGAACAAAUGUCAACUACAUUUUGGAUAGAAAAUGUUUGGCACCAACUGAUAUACCAAUUGUUCCAGCUGCGUGGAAAGACAUGUUGCCAUCUACAUCAUCACGAACACUGUCUAACAUUCCACUUUUUCCAACAUUUCUGAAAUGCUGCUGCAGAUAUUUAAGACUGGAGCACUUAUUUACACUUCAGUAUAAAUAA